AUGGCUCCCAAGAAGAGCGCCCGCGAGCCCACGCCCUCGUCCGUCGUCACGUCCCAGGCCGGCACCACGGCUGCCCGCUCCGCCCCUCCGCAGUCCUCACCGACGGCAAAGGGCGGUGCCGCAAACUGGGACCAGGUGCUCCGCAACAUCUACCAGUACUACAUGAAGCAGACGCCCCAGCGCACAAAGCUCAUCGAUGCCUUCCUCUUCUUCCUCGUCGUCAAUGGUGCCCUGCAGUUCUUGUACUGCGUCCUCGCCGGCAACUACCCUUUCAACGCCUUCCUCUCCGGCUUUUCCGCAACUGUCGGCCAGUUCGUCUUGACGGUCUCAUUACGAUCUCAGACGACCGAAUCCAACAAGAGCGAAUUCACCGCCGUUUCCCCAGAGAGAGCCUUUGCCGACUACGUUGCCUGCAGCCUCGCGGUGCAUUUCUUCUGCAUCAAUUUCAUCAACUAA
Hirsutella rhossiliensis is the source of this 456-nucleotide messenger RNA. Its product is annotated as DAD family domain-containing protein. The transcript is spliced from 4 exons. The record is from RefSeq and is a predicted model, not a curated record. Bases 1 to 456 code for a protein of 151 amino acids. Gene Ontology annotation, biological process: protein N-linked glycosylation. Lineage: Eukaryota; Fungi; Ascomycota; Sordariomycetes; Hypocreales; Ophiocordycipitaceae. Gene Ontology annotation, cellular component: oligosaccharyltransferase complex; membrane.